UCGGAGGCCUAGCCGGCCAGGCCGGAACUCGCGCGCGCGGGGCGUGGUUUCCGGAGGGAGCGCCUUCCGGGUGGCUCCGGCGCGCUUCCGCCUCCUCCCGCAGCGGCGGCUCGCUUCCUUCCCGGUAACGGACUCGGCGGAGGCGCCGCCCGCGAUGGCCGCGGAGGCUUGAAGGGCCAGGAGGCGGCGGCGGCGGCGGAGGAGGAGGAGGCGGCGGGAUGGAUCCUGUCGGGCCCGGCGGGGGCGCCGGCGGGAAGCCGAGCCUGCAGAUGGUCUACCAGGCCGUGCAGGCGCUCUACCACGACCCGGACCCCAGCGGCAAGGAGCGCGCCAGCCUCUGGCUCGGGGAGCUGCAGCGCUCGGUCCACGCCUGGGAGAUCUCCGACCACUUGCUACAGAUCCAGCAGGACGUGGAGUCCUGCUACUUCGCAGCACAAACCAUGAAGAUGAAAAUCCAGACCUCAUUCUAUGAGCUCCCCACCGAUUCCCACGUCUCCCUCCGCGACUCCCUGCUUUCCCACAUCCAGAACUUAAAAGACAUGUCCCCCGUCAUUGUCACCCAGCUGGCGUUAGCCAUAGCAGACCUGGCCUUGCAGAUGGCCUCCUGGAAAGGCUGCGUACACACCUUGGUUGAAAAGUACAAUAACGACGUGACGUCCCUUCCCUUCCUGCUGGAGAUUCUGACGGUGCUCCCCGAAGAAGUUCACAGCCGGUCCUUGCGGAUCGGGGCCAACCGACGCACUGAGAUCAUCGAAGAUCUGGCCUUCUACUCCAGCACGGUGGUCUCCCUCCUGAUGACCUGUGUGGAGAAAGCCGGGAGCGACGAGAAGAUGCUCAUCAAGAUCUUCCGGUGCCUGGGAAGCUGGUUCAACCUGGGCGUUCUGGACAGCACCUUCAUGGCGAACAGCAAGUUGCUCUCCCUGCUUUUUGAGGUUCUGCAACAGGACAAGACGUCGUCCAACCUGCACGAAGCCGCAUCGGACUGCAUCUGCUCCGCCCUCUACGCCAUCGAGAACGUGGAGACCAACCUGCCCCUCGCCCUGCAGCUCUUCCAGGGCGUCCUGACACUGGAGACGGCGUACCACAUGGCCGUGGCCCGCGAGGACUUGGACAAAGUCCUCAAUUACUGUCGGAUCUUCACCGAACUCUGCGAGACCUUCCUGGACAAAAUCGUCUGCACCCCGGGCCAAGGUCUGGGGGACCUGCGGACUAUUGAGCUGCUCCUGAUCUGUGCGGGACAUCCCCAGUACGAGGUGGUCGAGAUAUCCUUCAACUUCUGGUACCGGCUGGGGGAGCACCUGUACAAGACGGACGAUGCCAUCAUUCACAGCAUCUUCAAGGCCUACAUUCAGCGGCUUCUUCACGCCCUCGCCCGCCACUGCCAGCUGGACCCCGACCACGAAGGAAUCCCUGAGGAAACAGAUGAUUUUGGGGAGUUCCGGAUGCGAGUCUCAGAUCUCGUCAAGGAUUUGAUCUUCCUGGUUGGCUCCGUAGAGUGCUUUGCCCAGCUUUACGCCACUUUGAAAGAAGGCAACCCGCCCUGGGAGGUGACGGAAGCCGUUCUGUUCAUCAUGGCCGCAAUAGCCAAGAGCGUUGACCAAGAGAACAACCCCACCCUGGUGGAAGUACUAGACGGAGUAGUGCGUCUCCCCGAAGCCGUGCACACAGCGGUCCGCUACACCAGCAUCGAGCUGGUGGGGGAGAUGAGCGAAGUGGUGGACAGGAACCCCCAUUUCCUGGAUCCUGUCCUGGGCUACCUGAUGAAGGGCUUGUGUGAGAAAGCUCUCGCCUCCAUCGCCGCCAAAGCCAUCCACAACAUUUGCUCCGUGUGCCGGGACCACAUGGCCCAGCACUUCACCGGCCUUCUGGAAAUCGCCCGUUCCCUGGACUCCUUCAUGCUCUCGCCCGAAGCAGCUGUUGGACUCUUGAAAGGGACGGCAUUGGUCCUCGCCAGGCUCCCUCUGGAGAAGAUCUCGGCAUGCCUCAGUGAACUCUGUGCCGUUCAAGUGAUGGCCUUGAAAAAGCUGCUGUCUCAGGAGCCGAGCAAUGGCCUCUCUUCUGACCCCACCGUGCCCCUCGACCGCCUUGCUGUUAUAUUUAGGCACACCAACCCCAUUGUAGAGAACGGACAGACACACCCCUGCCAAAAAGUCAUCCAAGAGAUUUGGCCGGUGCUCUCGGAAACCUUGAACAAACACCGGGCCGACAACCGCAUCGUGGAACGCUGCUGCCGGUGCCUGCGUUUUGCCGUCCGGUGUGUCGGCAAGGGAUCGGCAGCCCUUUUGCAGCCGCUGGUUACUCAGAUGGUGAACGUGUACCAGGAACACCAGCACUCCUGUUUCCUGUACCUGGGCAGCAUCCUGGUGGACGAGUACGGCAUGGAAGAGGGCUGCAGGCAGGGGCUGCUCGACAUGCUGCAGGCGCUGUGUGUCCCCACUUUCCGGCUGCUGGAACAACCCAACGGCCUCCAAAACCAUCCGGACACAGUGGAUGACCUCUUCCGGCUGGCCACCAGGUUCAUCCAACGCAGCCCCCUCACCCUCCUACGCAGCCAGGUGAUUCUCCCCAUCCUGCAGUGGGCCAUCGCCGCCACCACCUUGGAUCACCGGGACGCCAACUGCAGCGUCAUGAAAUUCCUGCGCGACCUCGUCCACACAGGCGUGGCCAACGAUCACGAGGACGACUUUGAGGCCCGCAAGGAGCUCAUCGGGCAGGUGAUGACCCAACUGGGCCAGCAGUUGGUGAGCCAGCUGUUGCAGACCAGCUGCUUCUGCCUGCCGCCUUACACCCUACCGGACGUGGCCGAGGUGCUCUGGGAGAUCAUGCAGGUCGACAGGCCGACGUUCUGCCGCUGGCUGGAGAACUCCCUGAAAGGGUUGCCGAAGGAGACCACGGGGGGAGCCGUUCAGGUGACCCACAAGCAGCUGACGGACUUCCACAAGCAAGUCACUAGUGCUGAGGAGUGCAAACAAGUUUGCUGGGCUUUGAGGGACUUUACCAGACUCUUCCGGUAGCUGAGGCCUCUUUCGCUCUGCCUGUCCCAGGAAUGUCUUAUUUUCAGAAGAGGAAAUAAAACAGCCAAGACGGUGAAACCACAACCAGCAAACUUCACUGCGGCCGAAGGCUCCGACUCGCUCCGGUGUGUCCCGCCAAUCCAGAAGAGACGUUUUUGCUGCAAGAACCAGUCGGUUGAAGUUCCUGCUUGUGAGUGAGAAAAGAGAAAAGGCAGAAAAACAAAAAACAAAAAAAACAAAAACCAACCACCAGGGGGAGGGAAAAAAAAUAAUAAUUAAAAAAAAAAAAAAAGAGAGAGGAAAUCCAAGCGCCAUUUAACCUGCGACUGUCGAGGGGCUGCCGUUGAGGGGGGGAAAAGGGAAGAACAGCUUUCUGGAUGGACUGGCUUUGGAAAACAAACGGAAACAAAAGGAAAAAAAAGAGA
This is a messenger RNA of Ahaetulla prasina, 3439 nucleotides long. RefSeq names its product transportin 3 (gene TNPO3). Gene Ontology annotation, cellular component: nuclear membrane; cytoplasm. The transcript is spliced from 23 exons. Lineage: Eukaryota; Metazoa; Chordata; Lepidosauria; Squamata; Colubridae. Bases 219 to 3014 code for a protein of 931 amino acids. The record is from RefSeq and is a predicted model, not a curated record. Gene Ontology annotation, biological process: protein import into nucleus.